Messenger RNA from Dermacentor silvarum, 3649 nucleotides. It is a transcript of the gene AlkB, whose product is annotated as nucleic acid dioxygenase ALKBH1. The transcript has a single exon. The coding region runs from base 554 to 1456 and encodes 300 amino acids. Gene Ontology annotation, biological process: oxidative RNA demethylation. Gene Ontology annotation, molecular function: broad specificity oxidative DNA demethylase activity; ferrous iron binding; oxidative RNA demethylase activity. The record is from RefSeq and is a predicted model, not a curated record. NCBI's taxonomy places the organism in Eukaryota, Metazoa, Arthropoda, Arachnida, Ixodida, Ixodidae. Gene Ontology annotation, cellular component: nucleus; cytoplasm.
UUCUUACCGAGCUCGUUCUUAAUAUUACAAAAAAAGUGUUCCUUAGCAAUUGUCUAUUUAAAUUAACAAUAAAAUACUGGCUUUUAUUUUUGUAACACGCACAUUAGCUCACAGUUUGAAGAGGGAAAUAGUGCUAUAUGUCCAUCAAUCGUGUGCGUACGUUGCGUUCGAUUUUGAAAGUUUUGAACAGUUUGCAAAGUAUGACGCCACUAAAAGUUAGACAAACUUUGUUUAUAGCGUUAUUUUUGAAAUAAGACGCUCGUUAUCAGCUGUUGUAGCAGGGCUGUGGCGUAUAUGUUUAAAAAGCGGGUGUUCAACGCUUCUGUUUACAUCAACGCUGUCUGAUUGCUUACUGCACUACCAUACUUCAGCCUACGAGUGAUAGUAGCGAUCUUACAACUUUUGUUAACAAGUGACGUCAUUAAUUCUUGAAACUGACCGACAACCAGAGGCACGUUGUGACUGAUCUCGCCGCACUCGAUCAACUUGACCACGUUCAAGUUGCGUCUGGCGCUCAUCAGGCAGUUUAUUAAAAGUAGUGUUUUGUAGUAACAUGUACACUGACGACGGUGGCGAUCUCUUGAAGAAGGACUUCAAGUAUUACAAGAGGAAAGCCGUGCGGCCAGAUUUGUCGAAAGUGAUCGAUUUUGAGAGACCGGAGGAAUUUCCCGUCGAAGUGCACGCGCGGUUGCAGACGACGCCGGACUGCAGCGAGGUCGGUCUCGUCAGCGAGUCCGAACUGGUGUGCUACUCCGUGCCUGCUAAUCGGGGUCUCGUAGUAAUACCCAAUCCUUUCACGCCCCGUGGACAACGCCAGUGGGUGAGCCGAACGCUGCGUUCGUAUCCUAAACCACCAAACUGCACUAAUCUGAAGGCGCUGAAGCCGCCGGACGUGUUUCCCGCAUCGCUGAAACGCGACGAGUUUUACAAGAACCUCCGGUGGGUAACGCUGGGCCUGCACCACGACUGGGACUCCAAGGUGUACGACCUCGAAAACGCCACCGCCUUUCCCAGCUGUCUCGAGGCGUUGACCAAGAAACUCGCUACCUUGCUCGGGCACACGGGAUUCGAACCCGAGGCCGCGAUCGUCAACUACUACGCCAUGAACUCGACGCUAAGCGGUCACGUCGACCGUUCCGAGCUCGACCUGGGUUCGCCUCUGUUCUCCGUGAGCUUCGGACAGACCGCCGUGUUCCUCAUCGGAGGGGCGACCAAGGACGUGAAGCCGACGGCCAUGUUUCUGAAGAGUGGCGACGUCGUCGUGAUGACGGGAGAAUCCAGAGUGGCUUACCACGCCGUGCCGCUGGUGCUACCGCGAGAGGACGACGCGCCGUGGAGAUGCGUUGCGGAGACGUGGGGUGGUGAUAAAGCAGGUGGUGAAUGGAGCGCCGAAGCGGAGUACUUGUCUGACCAUAGAAUCAAUCUAAACGUGAGGCAGGUGUUCGCAAAAAGCUGAUGGUCCCCGUUUGGCUGUGGCCAAAUUUAGGUGUGCAAUAUUGCGCCAUCUUUUCUGGCUUAGGGCCGUUGCCUCGUCAGAUGCAAUGUCAUGUGGUACAUGGCAUCAUCUGCUGCUGCAAAGAGCUCAAGUUGUAAUUAAGUCAGUGUUGCAGGUACCCAGAGUAUUGCGUAUGGAACUUUUCCUGUGUUAAGAAUAGCAUGAACAAACACCUAAACUGGCUCAUGCAAGACACAUCAGUGCAACUUUGGUUGCGCGUGAAACUUUCAUACACUGUGUGCAUAUGAAAGUUGUUCCGAUGUGGAAAAAAAAAGUGUGCUGUCGCACCAAAAUAUGGAACUGCGUGUUCCAGUUCAUGUUCACAUGUGCAUGAUGCAAGCUUUUCAAAUGUGACAGGUGUCAUGUACAAAAUCUGUUUGAAGUGAACAGAACUGCAGUGGUGUUCCAGAAUAUGGAAGAGAUGAAUGGCCAGGGUUACUCCAGAACCAUCUGUCAGGAGUGAAUACCAUACUGAGCAGUCGCAGUGCCUUUGAGUGCCACCUUUGACUUUCUAGUCCUCAAUUUUUACGGAUGUGUCAGUUUCCCCGCAAUGUUAAAGUCCAACUGCAACAAAAUUUUACUUCAGCUAAAUUGGCUCUAAAUUAGUAGAAUGAACUAUUGAAGCAAUCUUGGCGGAACUGAUUAAGGUCUGGUAAUUGUCUAAUUUUCUUAUUAGCAGCCUUCAAAUGGCAUCUAAGCAGACGACGUGUGCACCUGGUGGUUAAUGGAUAUAAAAUAAGUCCCAGCACACCUCUUCCAGCUCCUGCAGGUGCUAGCCUAAUAUCGGAGGUAUUGUUGAGGAGCUAUACUGGUUCUCAACACUCUAGGUCAUGCGCCAUUUCUGUAAAGCGGUGAUGGCAGCAUUUUGUUCAGUUCCUGUAUCAAAAACAUCUAUUAAUGCGAACUUUUCGUGACACAUCCACUCAUAUUCCAGAUGUGCAAUUUUUCUCGGAAGCUGUUUUAAAUUUAUGCUAUCCUGAACUAGGUUUUUCACACAGUCUAAAAUUUGGACGCUGUUAGACAUUGCCUGAUGUUAAUUUGCACAUCUAUGAGAAAGUGGGCACCUAUGAAUUAAUCUUCAAGCCAACAGUUAUUGAAGUCCAUUUAGUGAAGUUGGAAAGGGGUCCCUUCAGGCAAGACACGUAAUUUGCAGAGUUAUUGUGGCUGAGUAUUGUUGAGGUCAACCUACAGAUUUGUCAGGCAGAGACAAAUUUGCCUGCUGGCUACGUUGUGACAAAUUUGUAUGAAUAUUUCAACCAUCCUUUUAGAAGAUUAGAACUUAGAUUGUUUAAUGUAAGGUUUACUUCUUGACAAAUGUGCCCGAGUGAUCACCUCAGACUACAACCAUUUUGGCUGUCAUAUUUAUGUGGCAUGUGUGUCAGCUGAGUCUAAUGCAUGGUGUCUCUCCUCUUUCGAAGAUAUUUCAAGUAUGGCAGAAAGGGCAAUAAAGGCAUGUUAAUAACACCUGAAAGGGGUUGAGACAUCAAAUUUGUGGCUAGCACAUUAUUUGUUUCAAACGUUUCUUAUUGCUCCAGGAAGCAUGAUACACGUUUGAAGAUUCAUAUAUUCUCGGUAAAUAAUUUAAUAUCGCAUUAUUUAUGUGAACUAUUUUCAGUUCCGGUUUCUGGGUGCCGAGUUGGACAGUGAUGUCACUGUCUAGGAAGCUUGGUCACGUGGGCCCACAAAGCUGUGACGUACGCACUACUGCAUCGUCUGCUAUCGCACACACGUUCUGUACCAGCACAGGCAAACAAAACCAUGCCGACAGUUGUCAUGGCUAGCAGUGGCAGCUCCGAUUCCGACUCUACGUCUGCGUCCAAUACGGUUCACUGCAAUAUAGACUCGAGGCUCUCUAGGCUUGCCCGGUGCUGUGGGUCACCGCUCAUUGUACGUCACUCUAAUGUGGUAUGACGUCACUAAACUUACGUUACCCUUCCAACACAGUGACGGUGAUGUCAAUUGCGCUAGCGAUGGGACUCGAUCGCGAGAACGAGCCUUUAGGCACUCUUUGGAAGCGAAUUAAAGAAUAUUUUAAAACGUUUGCUGUGUCCAACACUUCAUGUUGAGUGUCCUUGCAUACAGAGGAAGCCUACAGCAGUUUCUUUAUAGCCUCAAAAUUUGGUGUCAACCCCUUUAAAGCAUUGAGUGUAGAGU